Molecule: messenger RNA, 1827 nt
Organism: Leguminivora glycinivorella
Lineage: Eukaryota; Metazoa; Arthropoda; Insecta; Lepidoptera; Tortricidae
Product: CASP-like protein 4A1
Exons: 3
Coding region: 12-527 (171 amino acids)
Source: RefSeq, a predicted model, not a curated record
UCACAUUCACUAUGGGAAAGAGAAAACGGUCCAGGUCCAGAGAAAGUGAUUACAAUACUAUUCUAAGGAAAAUGAAGAGAUUAGAACGAAAAUUAAAAGAAAGACGAGAACGUUCGGAAUCACCAAGUUCAAACUCGUCAGGUUAUAAUGAAAAUUAUGCUUACGACCGAUAUUAUGGCGUCUAUACAGAUGAAGACACAUAUGACCAAGUAAUAAAUCUAGAGGAAGAUAUUGGUGAUGAGGAGCGCCCGCGCCCCACGCAGCUCGACCCUCCCCCGCCCCCGCCUCCCCCGGCACCUGCCCCCGCGCCGGCUCCGGCUACACUGCCGCCGCCGCCCACAACACAGUUACCAUCAACGUCGCUGCCGGUGGAGGCCGUGCCCGGCUCAUCAUCAGCGGUCACCUUACAUGAAGUUCAAGGCGCAGAUGCUGAAAACCUGCCAUCCACUUCACGCGGAUCUCGUUCUGGUGGCAGCGAAGUUAUCAGGGACUCAUUGAUACACCGGGGUGUACCACAGGCCCCGUAGCCGAAUGGCAUUUCUCCGACGCCAAACGAAAGCGAUACGCCGCUGGCUCUGUCGCGCCAAUACGCAAGCGCGAUAGAGAUAGAUAUCUACUAGCGCUUCGUUUCGUGAGCGUUUCGUGAGCGAUUGUGCCAUUCGGCUAGCCACCCUGGACUCUUUAGAUAUAGUAAUGGCUUCAUUUUCAGCACAAACCUUAAAACAAAACAAUACAGUAGUACAAUUUCACCUUGGAUUACAUACUGUACACAAAAUAACUUAAACUUAUUAAAGGUCGCCAGUUGUCAUGUAAUAUCCUUUCUCACACAAAAAUUUAACGAAGGUGCCAGUUAUAGUUCUCUAAAUACACACAGAUCAGCCUUAACGUGUGUUUUGGGUAUAGAUGUAACAUCAAAUGAUUGUAUUAAGCGAUUUAUGAAAGGCGUAUACAGACUUAAUCCACCUCGACCUAAAUACAAUUCAACAUGGGACACAAGUAUUGUGAUUAAUUAUCUCGCUAAUACGUACCCUUACCCGUAUGAUAAUGCUUCACUACCUAGUUUAACUUAUAAAACUUGUGCUCUUCUAUGUAUAGCAUCUGCUCAACGAAUACAGACCAUUAGUUCAAUUAAAUUAAAAAACUUGACAUUUCAGGAUGAUGCGAUUAUCAUCAGAAUUACUGAAUUAAUCAAAACGUCAAGACCUGGGGCUUGCCAACCCCUCAUUAGAUUGCCCUUCAUCCGUGAAAACCCUAACAUUUGUCCGGCUUUAGCACUUAAAACGUACGUAGAGAAAACUCAACAUUUACGGAAGAAUUCACUAGAUGGGCAUCUGUUUUUAGGAAUUUGCAAACCUCACAAGGAGGUUGGAACCCAGACUUUAGCGCGUUGGGUAAAGAAAGUUCUAAAGAACAGCGGCAUAGAUAUAUCAAUAUUUGGCGCUCAUAGCACCAGGUCGGCUUCGACGUCUGCCGCACACAGGUCAGGGGUCAAUCUAGAGGUGGUUCGCAAGGCCGCAGGCUGGAGUGACACCUCCAAUGUAUUCCUCAAGUAUUAUUACAGAGAAGUUAUACAAGUAAAUCAAGAUGACUUUUUUAAUGCUAUUUUUAAUUAGUUAACAGGCUAUUUGCGUUUAUAUAUGUAUUAACGUAAUGUUAAGCGAACGAUAAAUGUAGAACCUUUGAGAAGUUUGAGAUAAUUCUUAAAGUACUUUAUGAUUAACUUACUUUCCCUUUUCGGAACGAAAAUUAAAGAAAACUUGUUGAUUUGAACAUUUUGGUAUUUGUAUUCUUUCUAGAUUAACUUUUGAUUAAAGAAAAUACUCUAAA